AAAAUCAAAAGAAAGCAGCUCAGGCACACGCCUCUGCACACGCCUCGUUUACCUCGAUGCAAAGCAGCACCGUGAAGUUAAAAAUCAAACUGGCUCAAAGUAAUUUAUAUUUACCAGACAAGUUAAGAAAAGUCAUCAAACUGCUGUCAAAAGAAGAGCCUGAUCGUGAAGACCCUUCUCUGGAUAGUUUGUAAAGGAAGAGUUUUGAAACAUAUUUGCAAGCUUGAGCUGUAGCUCCACGCCCACUCUUCAAUACUAGGCCCCCGACAGAUGCAGUCUCCUAAUAUGUCAAAUGAAAGCAACAUUAACUGUGAUAUUGAUCACAACAUUCACCAGUAUUUGUUUCCUGGGGUAUAUAUUAUUGUUCUGGCAAUAGGGCUGCCCGCAAACAUCUUUUCCUUGCAUCACGGCUGGCAGCAAUGGAAAAACAAGAACGAGCUUGGAAUCUACUUGAUCAACUUGACAGUGUCCGAUUUGCUAUACCUGGCUUCGUUGCCUUUGUGGCUGCAGUACAUCUUUCUGGGUGAUGACUGGAAGCACCAGGAGUGGCUAUGCAAAGUUUGUGGAUUUCUCCUCUACGAGAACAUCUAUAUCAGCAUUGGUUUCAUGUGCUGCAUCUCUGUUGACAGGUACAUAGCUGUGGUAUACCCCUUCCAGUUCCACUGGUUGAGAAGCACGAGAGCAGCUGUGCUGGUAAGCGUUUUCAUCUGGCUCAAAGAGAUCGGGGUCAGCAUUAGUUUCUUUAUAAACAAGGAACUAGGCCAAGACCAAAACAACCACUCCAUUUGCUUUGAGCAUUACCCCAUGAGAGACUGGGAGCGCAAGGUGAAUUACUACCGCUUUUUCAUUGGAUACCUGUUCCCCUUAUGCAUCCUCACAAUUUCUUACUUCAGAGUCCUGAGGGCAGUUGCUAAGAGCACUGGCACUCUGACCUCGCAGAAAGUCCACAUCAGAAGUUUAGUUUCCGGCACAAUUUUGAUUUUCUUGCUUUGCUUCUCUCCGUAUCACUUUUUUUUGUUGGUCCGGACCAUUUUGGAGCAAGAGUGCUCAUUUGUUAAAAAGAUCUUUAACUUCUACCACGCCUCCCUUCUGUUGACCAGCUUCAACUGUAGCGCUGACCCAAUGCUGUAUUGCUUUGCCAGCGAGAACAACCAGAAAAGGGUACUGAGGAUGAAAAACUAUUGCAUGCAGCUUCUCUGUUAUAAAAAGGCAGAGAAUAUGGACUCGACAGAAAAUAACAUACCAGAUCAGAAUGGAUCUGUUUUGGUAUUCCUACCAGUUAAAGAAGAUGCUUACGGAGGUUCAGCAGAUCUUAAGUUUUAAAUUUGCUGAACAAAACAGGGACAAGCUACUUGUGAGAAAGAGCAUCUUUAUACCCAGGAACAGGAAAGCACUCC
Messenger RNA from Polyodon spathula (Mississippi paddlefish), 1397 nucleotides. RefSeq names its product ovarian cancer G-protein coupled receptor 1-like. Gene Ontology annotation, biological process: G protein-coupled receptor signaling pathway; cellular response to pH. Lineage: Eukaryota; Metazoa; Chordata; Actinopteri; Acipenseriformes; Polyodontidae. The transcript has 2 exons. The record is from RefSeq and is a predicted model, not a curated record. Gene Ontology annotation, molecular function: G protein-coupled receptor activity. Gene Ontology annotation, cellular component: membrane. Bases 271 to 1323 code for a protein of 350 amino acids.